CACGGAUCGCCGCGCCUCCGCUUUACCAAGCUUUUUCCAGGAGAGCCUGCCACCCAUUAUUAAAGUGACGACCAGCUCGUCACCAGGCCCUGCCUAGAUGAGGGGGGUCUGCCUAACUUUAGUGCAUAGAUUCAUUUGGCCCGGGCGUCGCUCCGGUCGACUCUGCUCCGACGCCCUUUCCACGUCACGUGUUUUACAGGGACUGGGUGUGGUCUGUGCCAGAUAUUCGGCCGAACGUGUGACCGAUCACGUCGUGCAUGAAGCGCGUCGACGCUGCUUGCUUGUCGAGAAGAUACAAGUGAGGCGACGACGCUUCGACGAUCCAAUCACAAGCAGCAAGACAUGCCUGACACCCAAAUGGCGGCGGCCGACAGUGUCCCAGCCCCUAAUGGUGCUUCGGAGGCGAAGAAAGUCCAAGAGCCUCCAGCUCCAAAGGACAUCUUCCUGACGCUCCUCCGACACAACCUGCUCCUCAUUGUCCGUUCUGUCGCCCAUCUCGAGCCACGAUUCGCCGCGAGAGCACUCCGAUCUUUGGCUUCAAGCCGUAAGCUCUGCAGCCUCCAUCCCGAUGUCCUGGCAAGGGCCAUAGAAGAGGGUACAGCAAAAGACUCAGAAGUCAGGUCUCAGCUGCUUGCAGUGCUCCCUCACGCAUAUGUCCCAAGCGGCAAUGGAAGCACCACGAGGCAGACGACUGGCGAUGCCAUGGAUGUUGACUCUGCCGAGGGCGCAGAAGGAGCCGCAAAGAAGUCUAUCAAGGAUGCCGCAACUCUCGCCGACACGUCGUUCAAGCACGCUCCCGAGGCCUCCGCCGAGCUCAAUGCAUACGUCAGCCUCCUUGUCAUCGUCUAUCUUGCGGACAAGGGUGAAAUCGAGAAGGCCGCCAUCUUCUCUCGGAGGUCGCUUCAGCAAAUCCAAGCGGCCAACAAGCGGACACUCGACCAGGUUUGUGCUCGCACCAUCUUCUAUCUCGCUCGAUGCGUUGAGAUUCUCAAGGGUCAAGGCAAGAGCGGAGGCCUAGCCGAGGAGAGGGACUUCCUUCUGUCUCUUCACCGAACAGCUGCUCUGCGACACGACAACGAGACAAACGCCACAGUCCAGAACAUCCUCUUGCGAUCCUACAUCGUCGAGUCAAACCUGUACGACCAAGCUGACAAGCUCGUGGCUCGUGCGCCCUUCCCACGAGCGCAGGCUGGAAACGGUCAAAUUGCUCGCUACGAAUACUACGUUGGCCGUAUCCGAGCUGUGCAGCUGAACUACACCGAGGCACACACGCACUUGCAGCAAGCUAUUCGACGAGCACCACAACCAAGCUCCAAGGCGAAGAGGGAAGAGGAAGAGAAGAGAGCCAGAAAGGCAGAGGGAAAAGACGACACAAAGGACAGCGACGAAAAGCCUGUAGCAGACGCAUACACCGUGCUCAAAGCAGAGUUGGCCAAGGUAAAGCCCACGAGCCCCGGCGCGGGCUUCCUGCAGACCGCCUACAAGUUCCUCGUCGUCGUGGAGCUCCUGAUGGGCGACAUCUCUGAACGGAGCGUGUUCCGAAUGGACGUUCUCAAGAAGGCACUGGCCCCCUACAUGGAAAUUGUCCAGGCGGUGCGAAUCGGAGAUCUCUCUCUCUUUGCAAAGACGCUUUCGACGCACAAUGCCCUUUUCCUCGCCGAUAAGACGCACUCACUCAUUCUGCGGCUGAGGCACAACGUCAUCAAGACUGGCAUUCGCACCAUCUCCUUGGCAUACUCGCGCAUCAGCCUGUCGGACAUCACACGCAAGCUGCACCUAGAGUCGGAGGAAGAUGCAGAGUACAUUGUUGCCAAGGCCAUCAGAGACGGCGUCAUCGAGGCGCAGGUCGACCACGAGCGCGGCGAGAUGCGCAGCCGCGAGACGGGCGAAGUGUACUCGACCAACGAGCCACAGGCUCAAUUGAGGCAACGCAUCAACUUCUGCUUGCAGCUUCACAACGAGUCGGUCAAAGCCAUGCGCUACCCGCUCGACAACCACAAGGCCGAGCUCGAUUCGGCGUCUGCGGCGCGCGAGAGGGAAAGAGAGCUGGCAAAGGAGAUUGCCGAUGGCGAUAUCAGCGACGAGGACGAGGACUGGGUGUGAAGCAGAAGGGUGCUAGCCAUUUCGACACUUCAAUUCAGUAGACAAUUUAUCCUUCAUCGCAACGAAAGAGAGUCAGAAAGCGUGACUGUGCGCGAGU
Acaromyces ingoldii is the source of this 2200-nucleotide messenger RNA. RefSeq names its product putative 26S proteasome non-ATPase regulatory subunit p58. Lineage: Eukaryota; Fungi; Basidiomycota; Exobasidiomycetes; Exobasidiales; Cryptobasidiaceae. Bases 358 to 2103 code for a protein of 581 amino acids. Gene Ontology annotation, biological process: ubiquitin-dependent protein catabolic process; regulation of protein catabolic process. Gene Ontology annotation, molecular function: enzyme regulator activity. The record is from RefSeq and is a predicted model, not a curated record. The transcript is spliced from 3 exons. Gene Ontology annotation, cellular component: proteasome complex; proteasome regulatory particle, lid subcomplex.